This is a messenger RNA of Capsicum annuum, 1710 nucleotides long. Its product is annotated as probable choline kinase 3. The coding region runs from base 439 to 1503 and encodes 354 amino acids. The record is from RefSeq and is a predicted model, not a curated record. Lineage: Eukaryota; Viridiplantae; Streptophyta; Magnoliopsida; Solanales; Solanaceae. Gene Ontology annotation, biological process: phosphatidylethanolamine biosynthetic process; phosphatidylcholine biosynthetic process. Gene Ontology annotation, cellular component: cytoplasm. Gene Ontology annotation, molecular function: choline kinase activity; ethanolamine kinase activity. The transcript has 7 exons.
AAAAUAUAUUAUAUUACAGCGAUAUGUAUGUUAUCCAUCAAUAGUGGAAUUAGGAAUUCAAACGAGAGAAUUAAAAAAAAAUUAUGUCAAACGAUUUCAAUAAAUGAUUUUUAUCCUAUUUUGAUAAUAUAGUAUUUCAAUGAUGGGGGUUGAGUCGUUGGACCCCCUUAACCCCUCUGACCCUGCCCUCAAUUAAAUAUAGCAGCACAUGAAUCAAAGUCUUUAUCCUACAUUAUAAGGGCCAGAGUAUUAUGAUCUACAGAUAGGAAUUAUGUACAUCCACGUUCUCCAUUAAGAAGUGAUCAAGUUUCCAUUACCCUUGGUACUAAGUUUUUCUUUUCAACUCUUUUCAUCUAUUUUGUUAUAUAUAUAUAUAUAUAUAUAUAUAUACAUAUAGAGAGAGACAAACUUUCUUUGUCCAUUUUGUCUCUUCUUUCUAUGGCCCCAAUAGAGAAAGGCAAAUUUUCUGAAGAGCUAGUGAAUAUACUCAAAUCUUUAGCUUUAGAAUGGGGGGAUAAUUUAGAAGAAGAUAUUGAUAGGAGUUUGGAAAUUUCCCCUUUAGAUGGUGCUGGAUUUCUUAAUAAACUUUAUAAGAUAAGAUGGGCAAUAUCAAAAGAGGAAUAUCAAAGUGGUGAUAGAGAGGUAUUGGUUAGAAUUUAUGGGAAAGGAAUGGAGAUUUUUGUGAAUAGAAAAGAGGAAGUUGCAACAUUUGAGUGGUUAUCUCAACAAGGUGAAGGACCUAAACUUUAUGGUUGUCUACCAAAUGGGAGAGUUGAAGAGUUCAUCCGUGGCAGGACACUAUUUCCUUAUGAGCUUCGCAUUCCAGAAAUCUCAGCUUUGGUGGCAGCAAAAGUAAGAAAAUUCCAUAGCCUUGAAAGGCCUGGUCCAAAGCAUGUUAUAAUAUGGGAUAGAUUGAGGAGUUGGUUGAGCAACGCCAAGAAGAAGUGCUCCCAUGAACAUAUAAUGGAGUUUUCCUUGGGCAAUUUAGAAGAAGAAAUCAACUCUAUGGAAAAUAUAUUGUCAACGGAGUCUCAAGUCAUUGCUUUUUGUCACAAUGACUUGCAUUAUGGCAACAUGUUGUUCAAUGAAACAACUCAAAGUCUUACCCUUAUUGAUUACGAAUUCUCUGGCUAUAAUCCAAUUGCCUAUGAUUUUGCCAAUUACUUUUGUGAAAUGGCAUCAGAUUAUUAUUCUGAUACACCUCAUCUUAUGGACUUCAGCAAAUAUCCUGGUCUAGAGGAACGGCAUAAUUUUAUCAGAAUGUAUCUUACUUCUGCAGGGUGCGAGCCAAGUGAAUUAGAAGUGGAACAAUUGGCUGAUGAUGCAGAGAAAUAUACACUUGCAAGUCAUUUGAUAUAUGGACUCUGGGGAAUCAUCUCGGUUACAAAUGCAAGGAAUGAUGAUAGCUUUGACUACGUCAAACAUGCCAGACAGAGAUUUGAGCAGUAUCAAUUGAGAAGGUUCAAACUCUUCCGGGCUGAAAACUUGCCGAAUUCAACAUGAUUGAUUGAUUUUUAACUCUACAAGUUAACGUUACCAAUUGUCAAAUUUAUUGGUAAUAUUAAUUUUAUGCUUCUUGUAAUGCUUUACAUGAAUUGAGGUCUAUCAAAAAUAAUUUCUCUAUCUUCAUGAAAUAGGAAUAAGAUUGUGUACGUAUCAAUCUCUGAAUUGUGAAAUUAAAUUGAAUAGUAUAUUAUUAUUGCUUUUUCA